GAGGAGGAAGCGAAGAGCGAGGAGAGGAAGGAAACGAGGAGAACGUCACGAAAAGCAGAAACGGACUGAAUUUUGUAGGCUUUUUCAUGGACAGUUCUCGAAGCUGAGGCUCUGCUCCUUCACAAAGAUGUUUUUGUUAAGGUGUCGGGCGUGAAAGCGGCAGAACAUUUGACCAAAGCAGAGAAAUGGAAACGUACGUAGCCCUCGACGCUUCGGCUGUUUACUGAAGGAUCCGAACCUCAUCGUGACACACGGAGCUAAAGAAGCUGCCACAUCCUCUGCACCUCCUUUUUUAAUGACUGAAAAAUACAUUUAGCUAAUCCUCCACGGGAUUUUGGGGACGUGUUGCAGCAGUUUUUUAACGGUGAGAUUAACAGGGGACAACGGUGACAAAUCCAAAAUGAGUGAACUGGAGCAGCUUCGACAGGAGGCCGAGCAACUUAGGAACCAGAUAAGGGAUGCAAGAAAAGCAUGUGGAGAUUCCACUCUGACACAGAUAACAGCCGGCCUGGAUCCAGUGGGGCGAAUUCAAAUGCGGACGAGACGCACUCUCCGUGGACACCUCGCUAAGAUCUACGCCAUGCACUGGGGUGCAGACUCAAGGCUUCUGGUUAGUGCCUCUCAAGAUGGAAAACUGAUCAUCUGGGACAGCUACACCACCAAUAAGAUACACGCCAUCCCCCUGCGGUCCUCCUGGGUGAUGACAUGUGCAUAUGCGCCCUCUGGGAAUUAUGUUGCCUGUGGAGGACUUGACAACAUCUGCUCCAUUUACUGCUUGAAGACACGUGAGGGCAAUGUCAGGGUCAGCAGAGAACUUCCUGGCCACACAGGUUAUCUGUCUUGUUGCCGUUUCAUGGACGACAAUCAAAUCAUUACAAGUUCAGGAGACACCACAUGUGCACUGUGGGACAUUGAGACGAGCCAGCAGACCACUGUUUUCACGGGCCACACCGGUGAUGUCAUGAGCGUGUCCUUGUCGCCUGACCACCGCACCUUUGUGUCAGGAGCCUGCGACGCUUCAGUCAAACUGUGGGACAUCAGGGAUAGCAUGUGCCGGCAGACCUUCACGGGACACGAGUCGGACAUCAACGCUGUCUGUUUCUUUCCCAAUGGCAGCGCCUUUGCCACUGGCUCUGAUGACGCCACCUGCAGGCUAUUUGACCUGCGUGCGGACCAGGAGCUCGGCCUCUAUUGUCAUGACAACAUCAUCUGUGGCAUCACCUCUGUGGCUUUCUCACGCUCCGGACGCCUGCUGCUGGCUGGUUAUGACGAUUUCAACUGCAACAUUUGGGACGCCAUGAAGGGAGACAGAGCAGGAGUCCUGGCCGGUCACGACAAUCGUGUGAGCUGUCUCGGUGUCACAAAUGACGGCAUGGCGGCGUGCACCGGGUCCUGGGAUAGCUUCCUUAAGAUCUGGAACUGAAUGGUUUCAUAAGCCAUGCACAUAAACGGCAAAAACACACUUCCAGACGGUCACUUUGGGACACGGUUUGCACCCUGUAUUCACACUGUAUGUAAGAUCCAACAAAGUGCAACACAGUACUGUACAUAACGUGAUUUUACACAAAGGCACAGUAUGCCGGAUGACACAAGACCUGCAGCUGAUUUACGUACACAGGAGCAAGGCUACACCACACACAGCCAAGGCCGUUAAAGAUUUAGAAAUUGUUUUAGUCGUCUGCCACAGCAUAUUGGAGAUGAAAAAAGAUUUAGAAAUUGUUUUAGUCGUCUGCCACAGCAUAUUGGAGAUGAAAACCAAGGUCAAAGUGCGGACUGUCAGCCUUAAUCUGAGGGUAUUUAUAUUAAAAUGAGAAGAAAGUUGCCCAUAUUUUGAAGCAUCAAAAGUAACUGGAUGAUUGGCAGCUGAAUUUCACAGCAAGGCGCGUACAUUCACGUAUUUAACAUAUCAUGUAAGCAGAUGACAAGCCUAGAUUGGUUUUCACAUGUUGGAUUUUGAAUCUGUUAGUAGUGUGAAGUCUGAAAACUGAAGCAAACCAUCAUUAGGCUGAAAAACUGAACACAUUAUGGAGAAAGAACUGCUUCUGACCAGAUAAACAGUUUAAAAAGAAAAUGCACCAGUGAGCCUGAAAACCAGCUGGAACAAAUGUGGUAGAUGACAUUUAUUUCCUUGUGAAUUAUUGACCAACAGUUGGCCAGAUCAAGAACACACUACAAGAGGUAGGGAUAACCGGGGCAAGUCUGCAAUCCAGAGUUCACCAGAGCAAAUACAGAGCAUUUAGCACAAUAUAUAAAACUAUUUGUAAGCUUCAGAACAGUUUUCCAAAAAAUGUCUAACAAACCAUAAAUCUUUAAUCUUGUGCAGUUGCCUCUGACAGUCGAGGUAGGACAGAUUUGGUCAAAACCUGAUUUUUUUUUUUUGGUCAUGGAAGUGCUACAUUUUGAUGCAGAUUUGGAAGUAGUUCUACAUCUCUCUUUCUGUACCAUUUGCGCGUUUAACAAAGAACCAGACAUCUGCCAUCAUAAAGCUUUAAUACACUAGCAGAGGUAAACAUGCUGACUGCUUAUUAAACAACUAAUUCUGUGAUGUUUAAGGUUAUAUUAUCUGAUAACAUUCAACCAGAUGCUUAAAGAAGUUAUAAUGUGCACCUGUUCACCAAAAUAAUGUGGACCACACCCAGGUACAGGUGUUUUAAAACAAUUCAAAUCUUCAGACAGAAAAAAGUUCCUCCUAGAUGGUGGUGUGUUGAAUCUUACAUAAAAACAUGUUUAGGUUUUCAGUGAAACUUUCUUUCUGCACCUGUUGCUUUAAACGUAAAUGAGCAUCUGCUUGCCAGGCCCACUCUCUCUUCAAAGAGGAGAGUUUGCUUUUUCUCCUCCUACAGACCAAGCACUAGUCCAGGCCAUGGACGUUUGUUACAUAUGUCACAGAAGUCUAGAACAAGUCAUUUCAGGCCUAAAUCUUACAUGCAUCACUUGUGUGCACAAACAAAAUCUUUGGAGGUUUGAGGAUGUUUUACACAAAAUGGCCACAUUAAGUAGAUAAACAGAUUUUGGACAAUGCCACCCCUUUAAACUUUCUUAUAGCGCAUAUCCAUUGAUCGGUUGCCGCUGUGCUGUGGUAGAUGGCUAAAAUAACCAUAGAAUAAAAAAAUAAAACAAUAAAUGGACCUGACUGUACACACAUCUGUAAAAAUGUACAACAUGACCAAAUACAGUUGAAUCUUCAGCUGCUUAAACACACGUUACCAGAAGCCUUUUAACACGUCUCAUACACUCGUUCACACAAACGCUUUGGGGUUUGUUUGUUUUUUUUCUGGAGUUAUCUGACAGUUCGGUCUUUGUUUACAAUGAUGCACUUCAGAUUAUGUUUGCCUUUUUGUUUCAGUUAUGGUGUACAGGAAUGAUGGUCAGGUGUUGUGUGGGACAGGGGGUGGGGUGGGGAGUGACUAACUAGAUGGACAAAGUCCAAGGAAAAUACCGUUUUUACUCCAUCUGGCUCCAAACAUACCUUCAUGUAGUCACUCUUUUAUAGAUAUGUACACCUGCAUCUGUUUUGUGGUUUCAGAUUUCUUAACUUUUUUUUUUAAGCAGUCAUUGUUUCCCUGUGUGCCUCAGAUACACUUUAAGGAUUAUUAAUAUAGAGUAUUGCUAAAGUUAAAAGAACUCAAAGAUAUGAUAUUUGGGGAAGUGGGGGGUGUUCUGACAGUUUAAUGAUGCAGGAGCCGACGUUCACUUUGUCAGUGUUAUCUGAAGAUGAUGGUAGAACUGUACAUAAUAAAUAGAUCUCGCCUCUCCUGCCA
Messenger RNA from Thalassophryne amazonica, 3761 nucleotides. RefSeq names its product guanine nucleotide binding protein (G protein), beta polypeptide 2 (gene gnb2). Gene Ontology annotation, biological process: G protein-coupled receptor signaling pathway. The transcript is spliced from 10 exons. The record is from RefSeq and is a predicted model, not a curated record. NCBI's taxonomy places the organism in Eukaryota, Metazoa, Chordata, Actinopteri, Batrachoidiformes, Batrachoididae. The coding region runs from base 401 to 1423 and encodes 340 amino acids. Gene Ontology annotation, molecular function: protein binding; signaling receptor complex adaptor activity. Gene Ontology annotation, cellular component: cytoplasm; heterotrimeric G-protein complex.